Eubalaena glacialis (North Atlantic right whale) is the source of this 2243-nucleotide messenger RNA. It is a transcript of the gene MANSC4, whose product is annotated as MANSC domain containing 4. The coding region runs from base 1114 to 2151 and encodes 345 amino acids. Lineage: Eukaryota; Metazoa; Chordata; Mammalia; Artiodactyla; Balaenidae. The record is from RefSeq and is a predicted model, not a curated record. The transcript is spliced from 5 exons.
CCCCCGGGACCGGCGGCCCAGCCCCUCCGGCCUCCGUCCGCGCCAAAAAAGGCCCGGGCGACGAUCGCUCCCCGCUCGGGUCGUCCCGGGCCGUCGGCCGGGAGGGGAUCCCAGCCCCCAGCCGGCAGCCUCCUCCCACGCCUGGCUUCUCACUUCCGCCCGCAGGACCCCCGCCGCCCGGCUCCGGCUUUCGGGGAGGGUAGGAGGUGGCGGGCCUCGGCGGCGGGCCUCGGGAAGGCGCGUCCCCGCGGCCGCCCCCGCGCGCCGGGCGCCGCGACCCUGCAGCCCGCCUGAUCUGCGGCGAUGCUCCGGGCGCGCGGAAGGCGGGAUGAAGCCGGUUGCCUCUUCUUCCAAGGCGCCUUACCAGCGGGAAGGGAAAAGGAAAAGAAACGGGCGUGGGAGGAAGGGGAUGAAAUAAGUCGGGGUCCGGGAGUCAAAAAGACAUCACAUCUGGGAUCGCCAGUCCUGUCGAGUCCGGCAUCGUGUCCCGGGGGACCGAGGCACACGGGCCGUCUCUGAGCGUGUAGGUGGCACCUCGAGCUGAUUCUUCGGAAUGGUCAUCGCGUAGGAGCCAUCUUGCAGGAAGAAGGGUCAGCCAGAUGGCAGCAGGUUCUGCAGGUCUCGGUGCACCGGGUGCCCCCGAUAGAAAGGGCUGGGAAGCAGAGGAGCUUGUAUUUGCUGCUGCGGCCUGUUCUCUUUAUGCUAUUAAAAGAAAGAAGUACAACUCAACUAAAUAAAGAAACCUCUCUUCCCUCUUUCCUGUGAACAGAUGAAACACUCAGAUUGCUUGCAGAAAGAAUAAAGGCAGAGGAAAGAAUCUACGUCUUCCAAAGGCUAAAGGACAGAGUAUUGAAAUGGCCUGGAAAGUGUUCAGCAUUAACAGCAUCAAGUCAAAUGUUCACCUGGGGUGCAACUGGGAAGAAACAAAAGAAAAAUCAACGUGCUGUCAAAGAGCCGCUUCAUUUUUCUAGAAAGUGACCCUUCACAGAGUUCCAAGGGAGCCUUCUCCCUUAGCAACAGCCCCGAAGUUCCAGAAACCAUUCUAAACCCUGAUGGUCAGCUUCAGCGUCUGUCUGGUCAUCAGACUUAUUGCCGAGUCUUCAUCCCAGGGAGAUGCAUGUGGUGGCCGUGGCAGCAGACGUGAUUUUGCUCUUAAGCAUGGGGUGGACCUCAGACUCUCUCUGCUCACCCACUGUGUUUUACAGAGACUGCUGGAUCCGACGCUUCCCAGGUCUCCUAAUUGACCUGGAGGAGUCUCAGAAGCUGGGGGCCCAGUUCUUGAAGUAUUAUUCCGAAAGCACUGGUCAGAAGUGCAGUCAGAGCUGCUGUCUUAGGAAGGAUGUUUCCUGUAACUUGGCUGUCUUCUUCCACGAUCCUAUUCAUGGCGAUGUCAACUGCCUCCAUAUUCACUGCCCAACCCUGGAGAGCUGCAUAUUGGAGCCCGGAACCAGCGCCAUUUUAUACAACAUAACAGACGGUGUAGAUCCAGAUUUGCUGGUUUUUGAACAAUCACUGCCCACAUAUCUAAAUACCCGUUCUUCAUCUAACAUACGGGAGAGACUAAGGAUUCUAAAAGCUUUGUAUUCAGAUAAACAACAAACGACCAUGAUAAACCAAAUGCUACCAUCAGUAGAGGCUCCAUCAUCAAUCACAUAUCAAGAUUUGUUUGCAACCACAAAUAAUACUAGGUAUUCCAAGGAAUUAACCACAGACUCUUGGGCAAGAUUCAUUUCUCUGAAUGACUCCAUUACCACAAACGUAAAUAUGGUGUCAGCCAGUACUGAGUUCAUCAACAAUCCAGAUAACAAGACUAUUUCUCCUUUCUUUGUGCCUAUAGACACAAAACUUUCUCAUAUGCCUAUUCCAUCCCAACUCAACAGUAGCAAACAAUUACUGAACAAAACCAAAGGAUACAACAGCAGAAACCGUACAUCUGAGAAUGAAGACACAACACCUGAUGGGGCACCUGUGACUUCCAAGAUGUGGUUGGUUCCUGUGGCCCUCUGCACCUCUGUCAUCUUUCUCUGCUGUUGUGUAGUCAUCCUGGCAUCAGGAUGCUGUCGAAAGCACCAGGGCCAGUAUAAACUAGGACAGAGAAAGUCAGGAUCCAAGCAAAUUAAAAAAUGUACCAUUCUGAAGGAGCGCUCUUAAUGGUAAAAGAUGUGAGCAUUGUAAGCUUUUAAGAGAAUCAUUUUUAGUUUUCUGUAAGACGAGGGCAGUUUGGUUAAAAAUAAAUAAAUAAA